Messenger RNA from Sinocyclocheilus grahami, 965 nucleotides. Its product is annotated as E3 ubiquitin/ISG15 ligase TRIM25-like. Gene Ontology annotation, molecular function: zinc ion binding. Bases 48 to 965 code for a protein of 305 amino acids. The transcript has 3 exons. NCBI's taxonomy places the organism in Eukaryota, Metazoa, Chordata, Actinopteri, Cypriniformes, Cyprinidae. The record is from RefSeq and is a predicted model, not a curated record.
UUGAAAUUUGUGCUUUUGUGUCUCUCUCUCUGUAUUCAUUAAGAAAAAUGGCAGAAGCCAGAUUUUCUCAGGAUGAGUUCAUGUGUGCAGUGUGUCUGGAUCUCCUGAAGAAUCCAGUGACCACUUCCUGUGGACACAGUUACUGUAUGAACUGUAUUACAGACUUCUGGGAUCAUGAGGAUCAGAAGAGAGUCUACAGCUGCCCUCAGUGCAGACAGAGCUUCAGUCCGAGACCUGCUUUAGCUAAAAACACCAUGCUGGCUGAAGUGGUGGAGAAACUGAAGAAGACCAAACUCUCUGCUGACUGUUACGCUGGAGCUGGAGAUGUGCAGUGUGACGUCUGUACUGGAAGAAAAUACAAAGCCGUCAGGUCCUGUCUGAUGUGUCUGAACUCUUACUGUCAGAAUCACCUCGAACAACACGAGAGUUUUUUCAAAGGAAAGAAACACAAUUUGACUGAAGCCACUGGACGACUGCAGGAGAUGAUCUGCCAGAAACAUGAGAAACUCCUUGAGGUUUUCUGUCUCACUGACCAGAAAUGUAUUUGUCUGCUGUGUAUGAUGGAUGAACAUAAAAACCACAACACCGGAACGGUUGCCGAACAGAGAACAGAAAAACAGAAAAAGUUGAAGGAGACACAGAGAAGGCUCCAGCAGAGACUCCAGCAGAGAGAGAAAGAUCUUCAGCAGCUGAGAGAGGCUGUGGAGUCUCAGAAGCGCUCUGCAGAGACAGCAGUGCAUUACAGUGAGAGGAUCUUUACUGAGCUCAUCCGCUCCAUUGAGAGAAGCCGCUCUGAGGUCACACAGAUGAUCAGAGAUCAGGAGAAGACUGCAGUGAGUCGAGCUGAAGGACGACUGGAGCGACUGGAGCAGGAGAUCAAUGAUCUGAGGAGGAGAGACGCUGAGCUGGAGCAGCUGGAGCACACACAGGAUCACAUCCAGUUCCUGCAGGUAACAGAGAUUUAA